AUGGAGACCUCAAUCCGAUAUGGAGUUGACUCCAAAGCCAUCAGAAUCCAUGCCAAGGAGAAGCUACCCAUCCAUUCCAACACUCACUUGCAGCUUCAUGGAGAACUGGAUACUCGGCUUGCUGCUCCCACUUUCUUGAGUGCAAUGUUAAGGCAGUUUUAUCCAGAUUUUUCUGCAAGUGUUGGAGUUGGAGUGCAAUAUACUAGGAAGGAUAAGAUUCACUACAGUGUUCGUGGGAAGAAAGAAUUUCCGGUCACAACCGAUGGCUUCUUUAAUUUUCACAUUAAGGGGCGGUAUGAUGUUGACCAAGAAUUUAGACAGAAGAAGUCUAUUGGGGCUGCUGAAUUUUCUUGGAUCAUUUACAAUUUCAAAAAGGAACAAGAUGUUAGGCUCAAAGUUGGCUAUGAAAUCCUUGGCAAGGUACCAUACAUGCAGAUCAGAGAAAACAAUUGGACAUUCAAUGCUGAUGUUAAUGGCAAGUGGAAUAUUAGGUAUGACUUAUGA
Oldenlandia corymbosa var. corymbosa is the source of this 504-nucleotide messenger RNA. The record is from the annotation of a GenBank genome assembly. Lineage: Eukaryota; Viridiplantae; Streptophyta; Magnoliopsida; Gentianales; Rubiaceae.